Messenger RNA from Procambarus clarkii (red swamp crayfish), 765 nucleotides. Lineage: Eukaryota; Metazoa; Arthropoda; Malacostraca; Decapoda; Cambaridae. The record is from RefSeq and is a predicted model, not a curated record.
AUGCGUCUCCAAGCCAGGCCUCCUGCGUCUCCAAGCCAGGCCCCCCUGCGUCUCCAAGCCAGGCCUCCUGCGUCUCCAAGCCAGGCCCCCCUGCGUCUCCAAGCCAGACCUCCUGCGUCUCCAAGCCAGACCUCCUGCGUCUCCAAGCCAGGCCUCCUGCGUCUCCAAACCAGACCUCCUGCGUCUCCAAGCCAGGCCUCCUGCGUCUCCAAGCCAGACCCCCUGCGUCUCCAAGCCAGGCCUCCUGCGUCUCCAAGCCAGACCUCCUGCGUCUCCAAGCCAGACCUCCUGCGUCUCCAAGCCAGGCCUCCUGCGUCUCCAAGCCAGACCUCCUGCGUCUCCAAGCCAGACCUCCUGCGUCUCCAAGCCAGGCCUCCUGCGUCUCCAAGCCAGACCUCCUGCGUCUCCAAGCCAGACCUCCUGCGUCUCCAAGCCAGGCCUCCUGCGUCUCCAAGCCAGACCUCCUGCGUCUCCAAGCCAGACCUCCUGCGUCUCCAAGCCAGGCCUCCUGCGUCUCCAAGCCAGACCUCCUGCGUCUCCAAGCCAGGCCUCCUGCGUCUCCAAGCCAGACCUCCUGCGUCUCCAAGCCAGACCUCCUGCGUCUCCAAGCCAGGCCUCCUGCGUCUCCAAGCCAGGCCCCCUGCGUCUCCAAGCCAGGCCUCCUGCGUCUCCAAGCCAGGCCUCCUGCGUCUCCAAGCCACCUGUCUUGUGUCCGUGGAGCCACCCACUGUGGCUCGCAGGACGUGUGUUGAAGGCUUACGAUGA